GUAACAUCGGCACGUUUUUGCAUGAGGUAACGUCAUCCUCACGGUUCCUAUAGCGACGGUAAACAGGCUGGCGUUCCCAUAGCAGCUGGAGUACACUGAAGUCUGGAAUCAGAACUGCCGUCAGCAUGAGCGUCCGGACCUUCAGGCCCUCUGUGCGGAUCGGGAACUGGAAUGAGGAUGUGUCCCUAGACGAGGAUCUUUUGAAAGAUUUCUUAGAAAAAAGAGAAAAAGGAGAACUCCUAAUCCAAAAGUCAAGCAACCUUAAGAAGAAUGUUUUGAAAAAGGCAGAUCUUUCCAUUUCUAAGGAUGGCGUUCUUCAUUUUGGAGAUGUGGUCAUGUUACUUAAUCCAGAAAACAGUGAGCAGUCUUUGAGUAACCCAUCUCCAGUAUACGGUAAUUACACCCUCUCUGUAAACCCGGAGGAAAGUGCACUCCAUGUGAAGAGCCACCUGACCGCGCCAUGUGGAGUGAGUGCCAGCUGCAACGUGAAACCUUGUGGCAGAAACGCCUUCAUUAUUACAAGUGUAGAUGCUAGUGAACCUGGAGAACCUUUGUGCUAUGGACAGAAUUUUGCAUUGAAGACCGCAGAAGAUUUCAUGGGACAGUUAUAUCUGACAAGUGACCGUCAAUCAUUUCUAAAGAGCAGCAAGAAGUCUCAUUUGCAAGAGGUCAGUUUAACAGACCAGGCUUCAUAUGAGACCUGCUGGCAGGUCGUUCACUUGGACCCACAGUUUAGGCUGGAACAUGAAGGGCUGCCUGUGCCGGCAAACACUAAAGUCCUUAUUGUUCACAGUAAAACAAAUCAAUGCAUAGCUGUCCUUAGGAAGUAUAUACUAUGGACAUUAUUUGGUAAGGAAUGUGAAAUCACAGCACACACAUACCUAAAUGGACACAGAGUUGAAGAGAAUGAAAAUCAUUGGAUUAUUGUGACUGGAAGCCCAAGUGAUGACAUAAACACAAUGUUUGACAGACCUAAACCACCAAGUGAAGACACGAAUGAGAGCAAACAUGUUUCUUAAGACUGGGAGAACUACCAUAUGCUGAAAUGGUGUUAUGCAUCUUAUUGACUAGGAUACAUUUUAUGUACAAUAAAAAGGAAAAAAGUUAAAGUUAA
Molecule: messenger RNA, 1114 nt
Organism: Bufo gargarizans (Asiatic toad)
Lineage: Eukaryota; Metazoa; Chordata; Amphibia; Anura; Bufonidae
Gene: CFAP161
Product: cilia and flagella associated protein 161
Exons: 7
Coding region: 126-1019 (297 amino acids)
Biological process (GO): cilium assembly
Cellular component (GO): motile cilium
Source: RefSeq, a predicted model, not a curated record